AUGACUAAAUCAAUCUCAUCCAAUUCUUCACCAUUACCACCACCCCACACAAUCAUUAUCGAUUGGGACGAAACAUUAACCACAAAAGACACAAUUCAAUACUUGGCUCAAUUACCCUACACAAUCAAUAGCCACAACCGACAACACUCUCCACCCCGCUUACCAUUCUCUCAUUACACUGAUAUCUACAUGACCAAUUACACAAACUACAAAUCGCACCAUUUUGGCAAAGACUAUACAAUAUUGGAUGAUUAUAUCCAGUUCCAAAUGGGCAUGGAGCCUAUUGAAAUGAGUUCAAUCAAUGCACUUGAGUCAGAUGGCGUUUUCCAAGGAUUGACCAAACUGCAAAUUCGCAAUCAAGCUGAUUUGGUACAGUUGCGGCCUGGCGCCGUGGCGUUUCUUGAACGAUGUUUGUUGUUGCGGAAGUCAGUGGUGAUUUUGAGUGUUAAUUGGACAAGUUUGAUGAUUGAUGAAGUACUACGGCGCAAUGGCAUCGCUGUAAGUGAUGGUGAAAACAUAAAAAACAAUGAUACAAUGGAGGAGGAUGGGAAGCGGGAUGGGGAUGGGGAUGAGGAUGAGGAUGGGGAGAAUGGAGUCAAGAUUGUCACUAAUGAAUUUGAGUUUGCAAGUGAUGGAAAAACAACGGGGUUCUGGUUGUCGUAUCCCAAGAUACAUACAUCACUCGACAAGUUGAAUUAUAUAAACCAAGUCAAGAUACAAGCCAAUUCAAGCAACAAUGCGAAUGGUGAACGUCAUGGUGAUGCAAAUGGAGAUGGUAUAAUGUACAUUGGAGACAGCUUAACGGACUUGUUACCAAUACUCAAUGUUUCGUUCCCCUGUGCAAUCAAAGAUUCUAAAUUGGACUCAGUCUUGACUCAAUUAAGCAUCAAUCAUGUGAGUGGCACAUGGUUUGAUUUUAUUAAACUCAUUGACUAA
Messenger RNA from Lodderomyces parapsilosis, 936 nucleotides. RefSeq lists its product as uncharacterized. The record is from RefSeq and is a predicted model, not a curated record. The coding region runs from base 1 to 936 and encodes 311 amino acids. The transcript has a single exon. Lineage: Eukaryota; Fungi; Ascomycota; Pichiomycetes; Serinales; Debaryomycetaceae.